UAUUUAACUUGUACUGAACAUAUUUUAUGAUUUUCUGGAUGUUAAAUAACGAUCUCAAGUCGUGACACUGCCAAGCAGGUAUUUUUAUUGAAGCUCAUAUGUUUGAUAUUUAGCUAUUUGGAUUAAAAUAAUUGACGCAUUAUAAUUUUGCAUAUAUAGUUUUUUGGAUGUAAUAUUUACCGGUAAUUAAGAUUCAAAUGAGAUUUAGUUGUUUAAACCAAGGCAUAAACAAUAUCCGAAUCAUUUAAAUUUAUAUUUUUUUCGGUUGUGUUUAUCGGGGGCUAUUUAUUAAUCACUUACCGUACUAUAUUUUUCAAUUUAUUUCAUGAAUAUUUUUUCAUUACUGAAAAAAUGAAUGUUUUCAUGACAUGAUGUCAAUAAUUGGCAUUUGUUGGCUGUGCAUAAUAUUGCUUAACAUAGAGGGAUUUUGUUUGGCAUAAAUGAGAUUGAAAUGGUUGCCUUCACAUUUGAAAUAUUGCUACCUGUUGGUUACUGUAUAUAUUUGUUUUUUAUAUCAGCGAUACAGCCUAUUCAAAAUUCAACAAUGCCAAUAAAGUGCCUUUUGUUACUGUUUCUACCAAAUUUUCAACUGCCAUUUUAUUUUAUUGACAAAGAUACACAAUUUUAAUUUAAUCAUCAGAAUAUCAGUUCCAAUAUUUUUUUGUCCCUAAUAUUAUACGUGUGAUCCAUUUAGCUAAAACAUUAUUAGCUACAUAAGUCAGUUUUUUCGUUUUUAUUCUUCUUUUGUUUCAUUUUUUUUUGUGUAGAUGGGUGCGAACUUGAUUGUAAAAUACUGCAAAAACUGUCACUUCUUAAACACAAUUUUCUUUUUAGAAAUAAUAUUAUACAAUAUGGCUAAUAUUCCGGGUGUACCCCCUGGCCAUCCUGAACCAUUAGGGCCUAAACAACCACAUGAAUUGAACAUAGCAUCUCUUUGCCAAAUGGGGCAAGAUACAGUGCAAGAACUCGUACAAAAAGUCAGUGAAGUCUUCCAAAACUUCAAACUAAUGCAACUUCCUAAUGGAACCCAACCUAGUAUGAGAAACACACAAAAUGUAUCGAAAAAGAUUGCAGACAGUCUCGUGCAAAUUGAAUCCCAUUUUAAAAGACUGAAACAUGUAUAUAGAGAAUGCCAAAAGAAACUUCCAGAUGACGUAGAUCCGUGUGUUUUAAUUCCUCAUACUAAUCAAAAUAUGGAUUCUGGUGAAAGUUUAGCCGAUGAACUUCCGAGAAGUCAGAAAGAAAUUUUUCUUGAACAAAAGAAAAGUGAACUUGAAACCAUUUUAAAUACCAGAAAUGAACAAUUGAAAAAUUUAUUAGAACAAAUGAGAAAUUUAGUUUGGGAAGUUAAUUCAGUAUUGUCAACGUUAGACAGUCUUUGAUAAUCGGUUGAUUUGUGGGUUUAAAAUAUUGCUUUGUCAACUUUAAAUUUGCAAAUUUAUUUAGUUUUCUAUUAAUAUGAUUCAUUAGAACGAUGGUUCCCAACCGGGGGCAGGUGGUCUUUUGAGGGGUUCACAAUACUAGGUGCCAAAUUGAUUUUAAUGCGAUUUUGUUUGCAUACUUUCUCUUUCAAAACAAAAAUCUUAUUGUUUCAUUAUUAACUGAAAAGGUUAUUUUCGAUCACAGGAGUUUCUCUUUAUUUGUGCAAGAAUUGUUUGGUCAUAAUGGGAUUUGGCAUCUACCAAUCACAAUAACAAUAUAAAUUCUUCUGUGUUCUGCAAAUUUUAAUUAACCUUUGUAAUUGGUUAUAUAUUAACCACCUUUGACUUUUUGUCCUUUGGUUUAUAAAUAUACCAGUCUCUAGUAGGGGGGAAUCAAUUGGAUCAAAAUGGCAGCUUUAUAUUUUAUCAUCAGCAUGAGAUUAUUUGAUCAUGGCAACCUUUUUAUCUUAACACUUCAAUUCUUUGAGUAGUGGAGAAAUCUGAACCCCACUGAUUUUAAAUGGGAAUUUGAUUAAUAUCAUCUUUCGGAUUAGGACCAUUGCAAGUCAUAUGAUGGAUAAAUAUGUUCCACUCCAUACACCGUGUUGAAUUUACUUUACUUUUUCUUAGUGAUUGUGAUUUCAAACUUGGUAAAUACAUCAGUCCUCAAAGUGCUCGAAAUGUGUUACAGCGAUACAUUUAUUAUUUGCCAGUACCUACUAUGAUUACAACCUUCCUACAAGAUGCAAGUUUGAUUUGUAAGUCAUC
Messenger RNA from Styela clava, 2189 nucleotides. RefSeq names its product mediator of RNA polymerase II transcription subunit 30-like. Gene Ontology annotation, biological process: positive regulation of DNA-templated transcription. Gene Ontology annotation, molecular function: transcription coregulator activity. Gene Ontology annotation, cellular component: mediator complex. The record is from RefSeq and is a predicted model, not a curated record. Lineage: Eukaryota; Metazoa; Chordata; Ascidiacea; Stolidobranchia; Styelidae.